AUGAAUCGCCAGUUCCCAUACUCCAGCGCCCCGCUCCGCUCCGUGAAAGAAGUGCAAUUUGGUUUGCUUUCUCCUGAAGAAGUGAGGGCUAUUUCGGUCGCCAAGAUCGAGUAUCCGGAAACUAUGGAUCAGACCACUAAAAGACCAAGGGACGGCGGUUUAAACGACCCUAGAUUGGGUUCAAUCGACCGUAACUUCAAGUGUCAGACCUGUGGUGAGGACAUGGCCGAGUGUCCAGGACACUUUGGCCAUAUUGAGUUGGCCAAGCCUGUUUUCCACAUUGGUUUCAUCUCAAAGAUCAAAAAGGUCUGUGAAUGUGUGUGUAUGCACUGUGGAAAGCUCUUGGUGGACGAGUCCAACCCGUUGAUGGCCCAGGCUAUCCGCAUCAGAGAUCCAAAGAAGAGAUUUAAUGCUGUUUGGAACGUGUGUAAAACCAAAAUGGUUUGUGAGGCGGACGUAAUCAACGAAGAGGGCGUGGUCACCUCGGGAAGAGGCGGAUGUGGUCACACACAGCCAACUGUUCGUAGAGAUGGUUUGAAGUUAUGGGGAACUUGGAAGCAAAACAAGUCCUUUGACGAAAACGAGCAGCCCGAGCGUCGUUUGUUGACUCCUUCUGAGAUUUUGAGCGUCUUAAGACACAUUAGUGCUGAGGACUGUCAAAUGAUGGGUUUCAACGAGGAUUACGCUCGACCCGAGUGGAUGUUGAUCACAGUUUUGCCUGUGCCUCCUCCACCGGUUAGACCCUCGAUUGCUUUCAACGACACUGCUAGAGGUGAGGAUGAUUUGACAUUCAAGUUGGCCGAUAUUCUUAAGGCCAACAUCAAUGUUCAACGUCUUGAAAUGGAUGGUUCGCCACAGCACGUUAUCAGUGAAUUCGAGGCAUUGUUGCAAUUCCAUGUUGCAACAUACAUGGACAACGAUAUCGCUGGCCAACCCCAGGCUCUCCAGAAGACCGGUCGUCCUAUCAAGUCCAUUAGAGCAAGAUUGAAGGGUAAGGAAGGAAGAUUGAGAGGUAACUUGAUGGGUAAGCGUGUGGACUUCUCUGCUCGUACCGUCAUUUCUGGUGAUCCAAACCUUGAUCUUGAUCAAGUGGGUGUUCCUCUUUCCAUCGCAAGAACCUUGUCAUACCCGGAAAUCGUCACCCCAUACAACAUCCACCGCUUGACGGAGUAUGUUCGUAAUGGUCCUAAUGAGCAUCCUGGUGCCAAGUAUGUUAUUCGUGACACCGGUGACCGUAUUGACUUGAGAUAUAACAAGAGAGCAGGUGAUAUUGCUUUGCAGUACGGUUGGAAAGUGGAGCGGCACUUGAUGGAUGAUGACCCUGUGUUGUUUAACCGUCAACCUUCUUUGCAUAAAAUGUCCAUGAUGGCGCAUAGAGUAAAGGUGAUGCCCUACUCUACAUUCAGAUUGAACUUAUCUGUCACAUCUCCAUACAACGCAGAUUUCGAUGGAGAUGAGAUGAACUUGCAUGUCCCACAAUCCUCAGAGACCAGAGCUGAAUUGUCACAGAUUUGUGCUGUGCCAUUGCAGAUUGUGUCUCCACAAUCCAACAAGCCUGUCAUGGGUAUUGUGCAAGAUACUUUGUGUGGUAUUCGUAAAAUGACCUUGCGUGACACGUUCAUUGAUUAUGAACAAGUCAUGAACAUGUUGUAUUGGAUUCCAAACUGGGAUGGUGUCAUUCCUCCUCCUGCUGUUAUCAAGCCAAAGCCUUUGUGGACUGGAAAGCAGUUGUUGUCAAUGGCUAUUCCUAAGGGAAUCCACUUGCAAAGAUUUGACGAUGGCAGAGAUAUGCUCAGUCCGAAGGACAAGGGUAUCUUAAUCGUCGAUGGUGAGAUCAUAUUCGGUGUCGUUGAUAAGAAGACUGUCGGUGCCACUGGUGGCGGUUUAAUCCAUACUGUCAUGAGAGAAAAGGGUCCAAAGGUCUGCGCGCAAUUGUUUAGUUCUAUUCAGAAAGUGGUGAACUACUGGCUUUUGCACAAUGGUUUCUCUAUUGGUAUUGGUGAUACAAUUGCCGACAAGGAGACCAUGAAGAAUGUCACAACUACAAUUCAGGAAGCUAAGCAGAAGGUCCAGGAGAUUAUUAUGGAUGCCCAGCUGAACAGAUUGGAGCCUGAACCAGGUAUGACCUUGAGAGAAUCUUUCGAGCACAAUGUCUCUCGUGUUCUUAAUCAAGCUCGUGAUACCGCAGGUCGUUCGGCAGAAAUGAACUUGAAGGACUUGAAUAACGUGAAACAGAUGGUGACGUCUGGUUCUAAGGGUUCGUUCAUUAACAUUUCUCAGAUGUCUGCUUGUGUGGGUCAACAGAUUGUGGAAGGUAAGCGUAUUCCUUUUGGUUUUGGUGAUCGUACUUUGCCUCACUUUACCAAGGAUGAUUACUCUCCGGAGUCUAAGGGUUUUGUGGAGAACUCCUACUUGAGAGGAUUAACACCUCAGGAGUUUUUCUUCCACGCUAUGGCUGGUAGAGAAGGUCUUAUCGAUACUGCAGUCAAGACUGCUGAAACUGGUUACAUUCAACGUCGUUUGGUCAAGGCCUUGGAAGACAUUAUGGUUCACUACGAUGGUACUACCAGAAACUCUUUGGGUGAUAUCAUUCAGUUCGUUUAUGGUGAGGACGGAAUGGAUGGUACAUCUGUUGAGAAGCAAUCAGUGGAUACCAUUCCAGGCUCUGAUUUCAAUUUUGAGAAGCGUUAUCGUAUUGAUGUUUUGGACCCAUCACACUCUAUUUCGGAGUCGUUGUUGGAUUCUGGAAAGGAGAUCAAGGGUGACGUUAAAUUGCAGAAGGUCUUGGACAAAGAGUACGAUCAAUUGCUUAAGGACCGUCAAUACUUGAGAGAUGUUUGCUUCCCCAACGGUGACUACAAUUGGCCAUUGCCUGUUAACUUGCGUCGUAUCAUCCAGAAUGCUCAACAAAUCUUCCAUAGUGGAAGACAAAAGGCAUCCGACUUGAGACUUGAUGAGAUUGUUGAAGGUGUUAAAGCUCUUUGCACUAAGCUUCUCGUUGUCCGUGGUAAAUCCGAGCUUGCUAAAGAAGCUCAGGAAAACGCGACAUUGUUGUUCCAAUGUUUGUUGCGUUCCCGUUUGGCUGCCCGUCGUGUCAUUGAAGAAUUCAAGCUCAACAGAAUUUCUUUCGAAUGGGUCUGUGGUGAAAUUGAAACUCAAUUUCAAAAAUCCAUUGUUCACCCUGGUGAAAUGGUCGGUGUCAUUGCUGCUCAGUCUAUUGGUGAACCAGCAACACAAAUGACCUUGAACACUUUCCAUUAUGCCGGUGUUUCUUCCAAGAAUGUGACAUUGGGUGUUCCUAGAUUAAAGGAAAUUCUUAACGUUGCAAAGAAUAUCAAAACUCCCGCUCUUACGGUUUACUUGCAACCUGAGAUCGCCGCAGACAUUGAGAAGGCCAAGGUUGUGCAAUCCGCGAUUGAGCAUACGACAUUAAAGAAUGUCACCUCCGCUACUGAGAUUUUCUACGAUCCUGAUCCAAGAAGUACUGUCAUCGAAGAGGACUACGACACUGUUGAAGCUUACUUUGCAAUUCCUGAUGAGAAGGUUGAGGAGACAAUUGACAACCAGUCUCCAUGGUUGCUUCGUCUUGAAUUGGAUAGAGCUAAGAUGUUAGAUAAACAAUUGACUAUGGCUCAAGUUGCUGAGAAGAUUUCUCAGAACUUUGGUGAGGAUUUGUUUGUAAUCUGGUCUGACGAUACUGCUGACAAGUUGAUCAUUCGUUGUCGUGUAAUCCGUGAUCCUAAGUUGGAAGAAGAAGGCGACCACGAAGAGGAUCAAAUCUUGAAGCGCGUGGAGGCACAUAUGUUGGAAUCUAUCUCUUUGCGUGGUAUUCCAGGUAUUACAAGAGUGUUCAUGAUGCAGCAUAAGAUGAGUUUGCCAGAUGAGACGGGAGAUUUUACCCAACGUCAAGAGUGGGUUUUGGAAACUGAUGGUGUCAACUUGGCCGAGGUUAUCGCUGUUCCAGGUGUUGACGCUACUCGCACUUACUCGAACAAUUUCAUUGAAAUUCUUUCUGUGUUGGGUAUCGAGGCUACCAGAUCUGCAUUGUUCAAGGAAAUUCUUAAUGUUAUUGCUUUCGAUGGUUCUUACGUCAACUACCGUCAUAUGGCAUUGCUCGUGGAUGUGAUGACCGCUCGUGGUCACUUGAUGGCUAUCACGCGUCACGGUAUUAACAGAGCCGAAACUGGCGCUUUGAUGAGAUGUUCUUUCGAAGAAACGGUGGAGAUCUUGUUGGAAGCUGGUGCUGCAGCAGAGCUUGACGAUUGCCGCGGUAUUUCUGAGAACGUUAUUUUGGGCCAGAUGCCUCCAUUGGGAACUGGUGCAUUUGACGUCAUGGUAGACGACAAGAUGUUGCAACACGCUACUCCUAAUGCAAACCUUAUUACUUCAGGUGUCCAAACAGGUGAUGAUGGUGGAGCUACUCCAUAUAGAGAUUACGAGAUGGACGAUGACAAGAUUCAGUUCGAAGAGGGUGCUGGAUUUUCACCAAUUCAUACUGCAAAUGUUUCAGAGGGUUCUGGUUCUCUCACUUCUUAUGGUGGCCAGCCUUCGAUGACCUCGCCAACUUCGCCAUUCUCAUAUGGAGCUUCGUCGCCUGCAUUUGGUGGUGCAACGUCACCAGGAUAUGGUGGAACCUCCCCAACAUAUUCUCCAACUUCUCCUAGUUACUCACCAACUUCGCCAAGUUACUCGCCCACCUCGCCAAGUUACUCACCAACAUCUCCAAGUUAUUCACCAACUUCGCCAAGUUAUUCGCCAACUUCUCCAAGUUAUUCGCCAACUUCGCCUAGUUACUCACCAACUUCGCCAAGUUACUCACCAACUUCGCCAAGUUACUCACCAACUUCGCCAAGUUAUUCACCAACUUCGCCUAGUUACUCACCAACUUCGCCAAGUUAUUCGCCAACUUCUCCAAGUUACUCACCAACUUCGCCUAGUUACUCACCAACUUCGCCAAGUUACUCACCAACUUCGCCAAGUUACUCACCAACUUCGCCAAGUUACUCACCAACUUCGCCUAGUUACUCACCUACUUCUCCACAAUACUCCCCUACUUCACCAAGUUAUUCGCCAACUUCGCCAAGUUACUCGCCAACAUCCCCACAGUAUUCGCCUACCUCGCCGCAAUACUCGCCGGGAUCUCCGUCUUAUUCUCCAGGAUCACCACUGUACUCCAGUGAGAAGAAGAAGGACGAGGAGAAGAAGUAG
This is a messenger RNA of Sungouiella intermedia, 5208 nucleotides long. NCBI's taxonomy places the organism in Eukaryota, Fungi, Ascomycota, Pichiomycetes, Serinales, Metschnikowiaceae. The record is from the annotation of a GenBank genome assembly.